CUCUCCACUCGAGUUGACAUUUCCUUCGUCCUGAACUUUGAGUUGAUACCCAGUUUUUAUCGAAUAUUGAUAAUUAUCUUUACGAAACAGCAUUGAUAGUAGUUCAUAUGACACAAAUAGCGUUAAUAAUUAGAGACAUUUCAUCAUCAGUAUGGCUAAUAAAUCAUUUUCCCUUCGAAGAAACUUGGUUUCAAGUGGUGGUGACGAACUAAACACUGAAGCUGUCAUUCUACAUUCAGACUCGGAGUCGAGCCAGGAUGUUUUUUCUUUGGAAAUUAUGCGCGAUUUUCCUCCUGGGCCUUUGGAUGUAUACCGAAAAAAAGCUUCAUUUAACUGGAAAGAUAUGCGAAUAUUUCUGGAUGGAGAAGACAUUCUGCAAUUUAAGAAUAAAAUAUGGACAGCCUUUGAAAAAGACCCCCUGUUUCACAAGCCAAGAGAUUCAAUUCCCAUUGACAAGAUGAGGGAGUUAAACUUUAAACGUGCUAAGAAAUUAUUUGAAUACGACUUCCUUACAGAACAAGAGAUUUUCCAGAAACCCCUCAAGCACCAGAUGUUUACAGACUGUGUGGGCAUGUAUGACUGGUCACUGAGUGCCAAGUACCAGCUCAACACUGAGAUGUUUGGAGGAACAAUUAUGUCAUCUGGCUCAGAGAGGCAUUUUGAUAUUGUGGAGAAGAACAAACAAUUUCAGAACUUUGGGUGCUUUGCCCUGACAGAGCUGAGCCAUGGCAGCAACACGAAGGCAAUGAGAACAACUGCUGUGUAUGACCCAAAGACUCAGGAGUUUGAAAUCAACACACCAGACUUUGAGGCCACAAAGAUCUGGUCAGGCAACAUGGGUAAGAACGCCACGCAUGCCAUCAUCUACGCUCAGCUCUACACCCCGGAUGGCCAGUGUCAUGGUCUUCACUCGUUUGUUGUUCCAUUGAGGGACGAGAACUUGGUGACACUGCCUGGCGUCAUUGUGGGAGAUAUGGGAGAGAAACUGGGACUUAACGCUCUUGACAAUGGAUUCUGCCAGUUUAACAAGUGUCGUAUUCCAAGAGAAAACUUGCUCAAUAGGACAGGUGAUGUCACUCCUGAUGGAAGAUAUGUUACUCCGUAUAAGGACCCUAACAAGCGGUUUGGAGCGUCCCUGGGCGCUCUGUCUGGUGGCCGUGUGGGUAUAACAGGGAUGUGCGCAUGCAACAUGAAGCUCUGUAUGCCCAUCGCCAUACGAUACUCUGCCGUGAGGAGACAGUUUGGACCCACUGAUGGGGAGGAAAUACCUGUGCUUGAAUACCAGCUACAGCAAUGGCGCCUGAUGCCGUACCUGGCGGCCACAUACGUCUUGGAGUACUGGCAUGUCGCCUUCUUCAUGGACUUUGUCAACAUCAGGAUUGGACUGAUGAUGGGAGACAAGAGUGAGCGACAGGCUCAACUUGGCCGUGAGAUCCAUGGUCUGUCCUGUGCCAGCAAGCCGAUAGCCAGUUGGUUGGCUCGUGACGCCAUCCAGGAGUGCAGGGAGAGCUGUGGGGGACAUGGCUACUUCAGAGUGAACAGGUUUGGUGAACUUAGGGAUGACAAUGAUCCCAACUGUACGUAUGAGGGAGACAACAAUGUGCUGCUGCAACAGACCAGCAACUACCUCCUGUCUCUUCUGGAGGCCAAGCAAAAACAUGGAUCCAAGAUCCAGGCUCCUCUGGAAAGUGUUGAUUUCAUUGACGAUUAUGAGACAAUCUUGAAAACGAGAUUCUCAGCCCGAACGGUGGGAGAUUGCCUCAAUCCUUCUGUGGUUUUGGCAGCCUAUAAGUGGCUGGUGUGUCGUCUGCUGGUGGACAGUGCCGAAAGGCUGCACUCCCAGAUGGGCUCAGGUGCUGACAGUUUCACUGCUAGGAACAACAGCCAAGUGUACUAUGCAAGAUCUCUUGCCAUAGCCUACAUUGAGCACACUGUGAUAGAGCGGUUCUGGCGGAUGGUGCAAGAGGGCAAGGACGGGUCGGAACCUUCUCAGCCUAUCAAAAAUGUCCUCACUAGACUGUGUUCACUGUUUGGACUGUGGAGGCUAGAAAAACACCUCAGCAUUUUAUAUCAGGGAGGCUAUAUCAGUGGCCCCUUGGCCCCUGGCCUGAUUCAGGAGGCCCUCCUGGCGCUGUGUGGAGAGCUCAAGGACGACGCUGUGGCCCUUGUGGACGCCAUUGCACCACCUGACUUUAUCCUGAACUCACCCAUAGGCAUGUCAGAUGGACAGAUUUAUAAGAACCUGUAUGGUGCCAUGCUGCAGGGGGAGAGGGCCCUAGAGAGGCCCCACUGGUGGAGGGAUUUCGUAGACAAGCCAGUAGUUGGGCGUCUCAGACAGGCCAAGUUGUGAUACAAAUAUAAGGGGUUAAGACUAUUAGAGUGUGGACCAAAUUCAUAAAGUUCCCUUUAACAUCCUGACUAGCUGAAAUACAAAAACUGAGGCGUAUUCAUGCUUAAUUUUCUCCUUUGAAUGUUCAUAAAAAUUUAACAUUUGGUAGAUGUUUAUGUUUUUACACUUUUGUGAAUUUAAAUCAGUAGAUUAUACAUACAUACUACUGAUCCAUGCUGGAGACAUGGGUAUGGACUGCCUCUACACCGAGAUCAAUCAUGUGACCGAAUCAGGAACAUUUCUUUUGGUGUGUUUAUUUGUUAGAUGCUAUUUUGAUGAUCAAGAACAGAGCUCCAGAUAAAAGGCGUAUCUGCGUAUUUACGCAUUGAAAAAAUAAAAAAACGCAUUAAAAAUCGGACCAAUACGUAACAAAACGCUUUACAAAUCUUGGUACGUAUUUUAAAUCGAUUAAAGUGCGUAACCGGUUUAACCAAUAAUCCAGUUAAGUUUUUAGUGUCAGUUAACCUUUGAAUCAAGAGUAAGUCAAUCAAAAUAAGCUUGUAAUACAAAUGGCGGCCCAUCAUGUUUGUGGAUCAAAAAGGGACGUUUUAAGCAACUUGCGGGAAUAUUUUUAAAGAAAGUCUGUUCAUAUCGUCAUUUUAAAUAUGUUCUGUUUAAAUUUAAUAAUAUUAAUAACAAAUAAUAAUACUAUCUCUAGAUUAAACACGCCUUUUACUUUUUCCGUUUUCUAUGGAAAUGGAAAAUACCCCUAAAUAUUCCUAACCCUUUAUGGCUGAAACAAAGGAGUAAAAUACGCAUUGACAAUAAUAUCAGGGGGUGAAAUACCCUUUAGAAUAAAUCCUUAUCUGGAGCUCUGAUCAAGAACAUAAUGUAUGGCUUUUAAGAUUAUCUACUUGAACUGAUGUUAACAUUUAAUCAGUUAAUUAAACUUUUGCAAUGGACAAUUAUAGUGUUACAUGUAUUGAUUAAAAGUAUUUGUCUAAUUUGAUUUGUUGUUAACUGGAAAAAAAUACAGAUAUCUGUUUUUCAACUUGCAAAGUUAACGUCAACAGUCAACAUGCAAGCAUUGUGAGCAAUUGUUGAUAAAACUGUAGUUAUCAACUUCUUAUUUAAUCAAGUAUUUAAAUAAAACAAUGUUCACAAAUGCAGUGUCAUGCUCUAAUGUUUUAGUUAUCAGGUUUUUGCUAUAAGUCUAUUUGAUAAGAAUAUGUUCUCACUACAUGUACAAAAUUAAUGGGGUAUUUUAAUGUUGAAUUAUGCUUACGUAGUGUUUUCUAGUGCAACAACUAAAAGAGUUACAAGUAUUUUUCUGGCAUGCAUUGAAUAAGAAAUAGCAUUACAAAAUGUUUUUGGAUUUUAGCUAGUCGUGUUCAAGAUAAGCCACAUAAAUGUAAAAUGGUUUACUUUAAAACCAUGGUUGUUGAUUAAUGUAAAUGUUGUAUCAUUUUAAAGAACUGUUAACUAUGUUAUUAUUGAUAUAUAGUUAAAUUUUCUUGCAUGUUUUUUUUGUGGUAUGUUAUAGAUUUCAUAUUAUGUCUUAAUGUGUUAUUCUUAUUAAAUAUGUGUUCUACAUAAAGUUAAAUUAGUAAUUUUAAAGAAUCAAAUAUUUUUAAUAAAUAUUAAAACUGGAUGCUGUCCUCGUACUCAAAUUAGCUUCUAUGAAAAUGUUGUGUUACCAGUAAGCAAACUAUUACAUGUACUUUUACCUGCCCUAUUAGACAUUAUUAUCCCCCGCCAUAGGAGGAGAGAUAUUGUUUUGGCCUUGUACGUCCUUCCGUCCGGCACUUUUGUGUCUGGAGCCAUAUCUUGGAAGUGCUUUGGCGGAUUUCAUUGAAACUUGGUAUGAGUAUAAAUAUGGAUAAGAGGAUGAUGCAUGCCAAAUGGCAUUGUACACCAUCUGUUAAUAACGGAGUUAUUGUUAAUAACGGAGUUAUUGCCCUUUGUAUCUUGAACAAAUGCUUUUUUAUGUCCGGAGCCAUAUCUUGAAAGUGCUUUGGGGGAUUUCAUUGAAACUGGGUAUGAGUAUAUAUAUGAAUAAGAGGAUGAUGCAUGCCAAAUGGCAUUGUACACCAUUGGAUAAUAACGGAGUUAUGACCCUUUGUAUCUUUAAAAAAUGUUUUUGUGUGUGUGUCCGGAGCCAUAGCUUGGAAAUGCUUUGCCGGAUUUUAUUGAAACUUGGUAUGAGUAUAUAAAUGGAUAAGAGGAUGAUGUUGGCGUUGUCCAUCCGUCCAGAAAUAUUUGUGUCCAGAAGUAUUUAGGCGGGGGAUAUCAAUUCAACGAAUUUGCUUGUUUUUAUGCUAUUUAAAAGAAUUACAGUGAUUUGCAUAUUUUUUGUAUAUUUAUUUGAAUAAAAAAAAAAUUACAUCAA
Messenger RNA from Dreissena polymorpha, 4718 nucleotides. RefSeq names its product peroxisomal acyl-coenzyme A oxidase 3-like. Gene Ontology annotation, cellular component: peroxisome. NCBI's taxonomy places the organism in Eukaryota, Metazoa, Mollusca, Bivalvia, Myida, Dreissenidae. The record is from RefSeq and is a predicted model, not a curated record. Gene Ontology annotation, molecular function: FAD binding; fatty acid binding; pristanoyl-CoA oxidase activity. The transcript is spliced from 15 exons. The coding region runs from base 152 to 2350 and encodes 732 amino acids. Gene Ontology annotation, biological process: lipid homeostasis; fatty acid beta-oxidation using acyl-CoA oxidase.